AUGUCUAUUGACUUGGGUGCGGCUAUUUAUAUCGCCUUAAAACCGAUCCUCAAGAUAUAUACUAUCAUGGGUGUCGGAUUUCUACUGGCAAGAUACAAUAUUGUAACGAUGGAGAUCGCCAGAGGUGUUUCUAAUAUGGUCGUUAAUGCGAUUUUACCAUGUCUAACUUUUAACAAGAUUGUCAGUAAUAUUUCAGAUGAAGAUAUCAAGGAAGUCGGUGCUAUUGCAUUAUCUGCCCUUAUACUGUUUGCAUUAGGGACAAUCUGUGCUCUAGCCACUAAAUAUGUACUAAAAGUACCUAGACAAUGGUCUUGGGGGCUGCUUUUCGCAGGGUUCUUUCCCAAUAUUUCUGAUUUACCUAUUGCAUAUGUACAGAGUAUGACAAACGGUAAAGUAUUUGCACCAUCAUCAGUGGACAAGGGUGUUGCUUACUGUUGUAUAUAUCUUAUGUGCCAAAGCUUUUGUAUGAUGAACUUUGGUAUGUGGAGAAUUGUAGGAUUGGACUUUAGGCAGAGCUGGGAUGAGGAGAAUUUCGAGGAAGAUGAUUCUAACGAAACUGUCAUGGAUUCGAAGGUUAGAAGUCAAGAAGAGUAUGAAAUGGCCAGUGUAAAUUCUGUUGAAGAAGAUCAGAAUUCCACUUCACUCCCUCAAGGUCCAUCUGCAUGGACCCGGCGGCGAUUACCGUCAUUGCAAACUGCUCAUGUGAAAGAAGAGUCUCCUUCACUCAAAGUUUAUAAGACCAGAACAGUGGAUACAGAAUUGCAUAGUGGGAAUCAUCUUAAUAGGCACAAGAGUAGAAGAUCUUCUAUGAAUGAUGUGAUUAAUGAGUACAGCGCGGUAGAUCAAAUAAGAGAUGGAGAACUGGAUCUUUCAAGACCAUUAACGAUAACCGAAGAGUUGGGUAACAAGAAUUUUGCAAUUGGCCGCAGAUCUACAGAUCAUCAAUCUGAAAAAAUGGCAACCACUUCUCCUACUACGUCGACGACUAGUGCUGGCGGUAGUGAUGGUAAUAAACUUCAGAGAUUCCUAAAAAAGUACAAAUUAAGUUGGUUGGCCUAUUUUCUAAUCAACUUUAUUAGGCCUGCAUCUUUGGGAGCUUCGUUAGGGAUUAUCGUUUCUAUGAUCCCGUGGGUUAAGGCACUAUUUGGGCAUACAAACGUCCAUGUUCAUAAUGCCCCCGAUGGCGAACCUGUACUCAACUUCCUUAUGGAUUUCACAUCAUACAUUGGCAAUGCAUGUGUUCCCCUAGGGCUUUUAUUAUUGGGAGGGACCCUUGCAAGGCUACAAGUAAAGAAAUUACCACCAGGUAUCUUAAGGGUCGCCAUUGCCAUGACAGUCUUAAGAUUAAUGGUUAUACCAAUUGUUGGUGUCGCCUGGGCAAACAAGGUCUACGAUCUACACUGGAUAGAUACGCCAAUUGGUAAAUUUGUCAUGAUACUUACCUGGUCGAUGCCCAGUGCGACUGCACAGGUCUACUUCACAGCAUUCUACACGCCAAUACAAGGUUCGCAUAUCCAAAUGGAUUGUCUAUCCGUCUUCUUUAUGAUGCAAUAUGCGGUAUUGUUCAUAACAGUACCAUUCGUCAUCACAUACACUUUGAAGAAAGACCUAAACUACUAA
Messenger RNA from Zygosaccharomyces rouxii, 1620 nucleotides. RefSeq lists its product as uncharacterized. NCBI's taxonomy places the organism in Eukaryota, Fungi, Ascomycota, Saccharomycetes, Saccharomycetales, Saccharomycetaceae. The coding region runs from base 1 to 1620 and encodes 539 amino acids. Gene Ontology annotation, cellular component: membrane. The transcript has a single exon. Gene Ontology annotation, biological process: transmembrane transport. The record is from RefSeq and is a predicted model, not a curated record.